AUGGAUACUGAAGUGGUGAAAGCUUUUAAUGCAGAGCUAACAUCUGUCUACGAAUCAAAACCUCCUUUGAGCAAGAAGAAGAUUCAAGAUAUAUCUAAGGCAGCGUUAAAAGCGAAAGGAUACUAUAAACAUGUUGUAUUCAGUGUGGAGAAAUUUUUAGCAAAGUGCAAAAUCGAAUAUAAAAUCCCAUGUCUUUACGUGAUUGACAGCAUCAUUCGUACAUCCAAACAUCAAUUGAAAGAAAGGGAUGUGUAUGCGGCACGAUUCCUUAAAAACUUCUCCAAGACGCUGUCUGAUCUUCUUACCUGUCCUGUAUCCGAACAGCCUCGUGUGGUUCGAACUUUGAACCUCUGGGGAGCUAAUGGUGUUUUUAGUGAGGAACAGCUCGCCCCUUUCAAACAACAGUGUCGCGACAUGGGAAUAGAUACGGAUAUCGAGAGAGUGGAACGUCUUGUCAAAGGAGAUGAUGCAGAUAUGUCGAGAUAUGGAGGUGCGUACGGACGAGCAAAAGAAAAGGAGAGAAAGAAACAUCAUAGGAGCUCUGCUCCGGAAUCGCCACCACAUCAAGAUUACGAUCAGCCGGCACCUUCUACCACUCCUCCCAUGCCGCCCCCUGCUCAUCUCUUGGCUGCUGCUGCACCCACUAUUGAAGCUCCUGUACCACCUGUAACUGUUGUUAACGAUCCUGACAAUGAACCAUCUGAUGAAAUUCCUCCAUGUGGACUAAGCGAACGCAAGCUUCUCGAAAUGAUGAUAGAUGCAAAUUUCGACUUUAGCGGUGCUUUCAAGAACGAUAUAGUGCUGUUAAGGAAGGCUCAUGGUUUAAUUUCUCGUGCGCUGGAUGCUAGAAUACGAUCAGUAGGAGACAAACCGGAGAUCAAGGAUCUGUUGUCGAGCCAGUUUGACUACAGUGACGAAGAAGACGAUGGAGACGAGAGUAAAAAGACAAAAAGAUCAGAAAAAGUCACAGAAGUGUGUCAAGAAGACCUUCUAAGUAUCGCUAGGAAUUUAAUAGAAGAUCCGAAUGUGAUUGCGGCUUUCAAACACAUGCAUGCUGAACGGAUAGUUGCUCUAAAUCAGAUAGCUGCACAAGCCCAGCAACGUUCUUUAUCAGCUACAUCCGGAGCAUCAGGAAGCACGACCGUUCCAAUGACGUCAUCAUCUUCCGUCUUUCCUGGUGGCACAGUAACUAGUCUUCAACCACCAGUAACAUCUGCAGCAGCACUGCAGGGAAUUAGUCUCCCAAAGGGUCUUCCGGGUGGAAUUGCACUGCCACAAGGUCUUCCUCGACUGGACGUUAGCCUGUUCCAGGCCGGACUGCCUAACCUUGCUACUUUGCCAGGAGUCCAAAGUCUGCCUAACCUGCAAGGUCUUGCGGGUCUUCAGUCACUCAAUCUUGCCCAUCUAACUGCUCUCAAUCCAGCAAAUUCUACUCAGCCCAAUCAGGCUCUUCUUAACUUAUUGGCCAAUAAUUCAUUGGUGUCGAAAAUUGGCAGCUUGCCCAGUUUGUCAUUCGCUAGUGCUAGACCAACCCCUGUUUCACUUCCUGGAGGGAUUGAUCCUGCUCAGUUGGCUAAACAGCAGGAGAUCCUGCAACAACUAGCUUCUGUUGGAGGAAGUGGUACGAUUAGCGGCGUUCCUCCACCAUCUGGUCUAGGUUUGUUAGGAGCUGCUCCGGCGCAGCUUCUGAGCACACUUCCAGCUGCUCCUGUACCCAUGAUGACUGAUGACAACGAGAGUGACAAAGAUACGAGGAAGAAAGACCGCAAAAGGAGUCGGUCGAGAGAUCGUGGAGAUCAUAAGCGGCGAAGGAGCAAAUCCAAAGAGCGCAAGCCAGAGAAAGUGGACAGAGAACGACGUAAAUUAGGGUUGCCUGCUGUUCAAGAAGGAUUUGUUACAAUUGCUUCUAAAACCCUCUGGUUUGGUCGUCUUCCCGUGAAUUGUAGUGAUUCUGAUAUCCGGGCAGCAGUUGCUAGUGCUGGCGAUGUUAUGCGAGUGAAUCUCAUCAGCUCAAGAGCCUGUGCUUACGUUACCAUGAGCUCAAGAAAGGCUGCUUAUGAUGUGAUGCAGCGGUUAGCAAGGGACAUGCAAAUUCAGAGGAAGAACGUGAAGGUGGAUUGGGCGAAAGGUACGGGAAUGAAAGAGAACGAGUUAGCCAAGUACUGGGAUAGCGAGCGAGGACUUUCGCUAAUCCCAUGGGAUCUGCUCCCUAAGGAUAUGGAGCGAUUUUGUGAAGGGUCUUAUCUGGAUGUCGAAUCACUCCCACCUGAGAGAAGAACCUUGGUGAAUGACGCUGGAACUACAACCAUAGCUUCAACAACAAAUGCUGCCGCAUCAAAGACGGAUACCUCGUCACCGAACUCUCCGCAGUCCAAUUCCAUGCACGCGUCACCAAUAAAAUCCCUUGUGCCGGAUUCACCGGCGGUGCUGCCUCCACUACCACAAGCAGUUCCACCACCUUCUCCAUUUCCUCCAUUUAUGGGUGCUCCACACGGAGGACACGGUCCGUUUAUGGGACCACCCCCACAGAUGGUUCCUCCACCAAACUUCGGUAUGCGAUUACCUAUGCCUUCAAGUAUCCCAUCGGGAAUGCCACCAGGAAUACCAGGACAGAUGUUUGGUGUUCCUCCUGGAGGUCCUGGUGGUAUGAUGAUGCCCCCACCUGUGCAUCCGCCAGGAACUAUGCCACCUCCUACAUCUAUGCCACCACCUACGUCAAUGCCGCCGCCUACGUCAAUGCAGCCGCCGAUACCAGGAGUUUCUGGAGUGCCCAGACCAUGUCCGCCAGUACCCUCUGGAGGAUCAGGACCGCCUGGUGUCCCACCACCAAAUUUCAACUCACCGCCAAUGAGAGGAGGAUUUGGAGGGCCAGGCGGUGGUGGAUUCAGAGGUGGUCGUGGAGGCGGAUUCGGAGGAAGAGGAGGAUUUCAAGGGGAUCGACCGUUUAAUAACAGAGAUGCGCCUAGUGCUAAUGUUACAGUAACUAGAGGAAUGGUUGAUGACAGGCACGAUCCAGACAGAGAUGGAAGAAGACCAUGGAAUGACAGAAAUGAUCGUGGUGGCCACAGAGAUGGUCCUCGUGGACAGUGGAAUAAUGAUGGUCGAGAUGGAAGGGGGGAUAGAGAUCAGGAGAGAGACCGACGCCGCGAUGACAGUAGAGGAGAUAAACGAAGGAGCCGAUGGGGAGAUUCAGAGGAUCGAGGAGGAAAUCGGUGGGAAGGGCGUGAUAGACGGAGAAGUGAGAGGGACGACAGAGAUAGGGACCGUAGGGACAGAGAUAGGGACCGAGACCGAGACAGAGACAGGGAUAGAGACAGCGACCGAAGACGGGAUCGAGACAGAUCAGAGAGGGCCGACAAAGGUCGACGGGAGCGUGAGGAUCGCGAACGGCCUAGAACAAGAGAAAGAGAGUCCCCGCGGUAUGAUGAUCCACCACCAUCAGAGUCACUUCCUAAAAAUGGAUCCGAAGAAGCGAUGGUAACUUCGACAACAGAUGUUGAGCCAAAUGUAACUGCGUCGAAACCUCCAAAUUAUUCCGAGGUCGAUCAGAUGAAGGCAGUUGCGAAAGAGGACGAAAUAUUAGACAAUGCUUUAUCGACACCACCACCCACAGAGGCGUAA
Messenger RNA from Necator americanus (New World hookworm), 3621 nucleotides. RefSeq lists its product as uncharacterized. The record is from RefSeq and is a predicted model, not a curated record. The coding region runs from base 1 to 3621 and encodes 1206 amino acids. The transcript is spliced from 23 exons. Gene Ontology annotation, molecular function: RNA binding. Gene Ontology annotation, cellular component: nucleus. NCBI's taxonomy places the organism in Eukaryota, Metazoa, Nematoda, Chromadorea, Rhabditida, Ancylostomatidae.